Messenger RNA from Scleropages formosus (Asian bonytongue), 3979 nucleotides. RefSeq names its product zinc finger protein, FOG family member 2b (gene zfpm2b). The transcript is spliced from 9 exons. Gene Ontology annotation, biological process: positive regulation of transcription by RNA polymerase II; negative regulation of transcription by RNA polymerase II; heart development. Gene Ontology annotation, molecular function: RNA polymerase II-specific DNA-binding transcription factor binding. NCBI's taxonomy places the organism in Eukaryota, Metazoa, Chordata, Actinopteri, Osteoglossiformes, Osteoglossidae. Gene Ontology annotation, cellular component: nucleus. Bases 241 to 3633 code for a protein of 1130 amino acids. The record is from RefSeq and is a predicted model, not a curated record.
UGCAAAUACAUACGUGUGUCCGCGCGGACGACGGCUCGCGCAGCCACUCAGCUGCUCGCAGGGGGAGGAAAAGCGAGCGCAAGGAGCGCCGCGAGCGACGUCGCUCGCAGAGAGCGAAUCUGCGCCGUUCAUGAGCGCGCAGUGACGCGUGGAUGGUGGCAGCGCAGCGAAAAAUCACCAUCCCUGAUCAUCAUCAUCAUCAGAUCAACCGCCCUCAGCAGCGAUCAUCAGCUCAUCAUCAUGUCCCGAAGGAAGCAGAGCAAUCCCCGGCAAAUCAAACGUCCCCUGGAUGAUAGCCUGGGUGAUGAGGAGGAACGCCUGUCUGAAGGAAAAGAUCAACGAACCACCGAGAACCUCAACCCUGAGAAGACCUUCUAUGUGGACACUAAGCACAACAGUGAGAGCAUGAACUACUCGUGCAGCAAAGAUGAAGCAGAAGGCCUUCAGGAGCUGGGGGAACUUGAGGACAGUGAGCAGAAGAAGAACCAGUGUGAACCCGAGGACUGGGAUGGUCCGAGAGAGCUCGAGGUCCUCCUGAAAGACGGAGAGCGGCAGAUCCACAGCCGACAAGCACUCCCAGUGGGCACGACAUGGGGGCCUUUCGAGGGGAAGAUGGAGGUGAGCCCAGACGGAGGGGCCGUGAAGACAUCUGUUCCGGUGGCAUUGUGUUCUGGUUCACGGUGGCUGCUGGAUGUCACCUGGCUGGGUGUGGAGGACAACAAGAACAACUGCAUCAUCUACAGCAAAAGUGGACAGUUGUGGUGCACCACCACAAAGCCUGUGCUGCAGGGUGAGGAGCUCAUAGCAUUUGCAGUAGACCUGGACUCCCAGGGACCAGUGGUGAACCAGGUGACCACAGUGGAUGGAGUUUACCCUGCAAGGCUGCUGGACUCCAUACAGCUGCUUCCCCAGCAGGCUGCCAUAGCCUCCAUCCUGCCCAGCACCACUGUCAACAAAGACAUCUUCCCCUGCAAGGCAUGUGGCAUCUGGUACCGCAGUGAGCGAAACCUGCAGGCCCACCUAAUGUACUACUGCAGCGGGCGGCAGCGAGACCACUCAGCAGGGGCUGAUGAUAUUGAGGGUGGCUCUCUCCGUACAGCCAACGUUUGCCCCUUCCCACAAUGCAACAAGAGGUGUGUGGGAGUGAGGGGCUUAGAGGUGCACCUCUCCACACACAGUGGUGUCAAACUGGAAACUGCAAUCCCCCCUGGUUCAAACCUGAAAUGCACAAUCUGUAACUACAUGGCAGAAUCCCUCAUCACAUUCCAGCACCAUGUCCUCUCUCACCUGUCACAGGCGGCCUUCCGAUGCAAUCACUGCCAUAUCAGCUUUCAGAACCACAGGGAGUUCCUGCAGCACCAGGACUUCCACCGGCUCAGUAGCGGGAAGCUUCACAGGGGUGCUGAUAGUGAGCUUUCCCCGGGGACCCAUGAGGAGUGCUACAAGCAAAUGAGUGCUGAGCCAACACUCAAGCAAGAUACCCUCCAGAGUCCCAAGAGGGUCCAGAGUGAAGAGAUCUGCAUCAGUACUGAGCUGGAAAAGAGUGAGAAAAAGCCUGUACUCUGCACGCCAAAGGGGGAGGCCAACCUAGGCAGUAAAUCCAGCUUUUCCUACAGCAGAGUAAAAUCCGAGCCAUCCAGCCCCCGGCUCGCAUCCUCACCCGUCCAGCACCAUGUAGGGCCUACGUUUUCCAUGGGGCCUUUCCUCUCCCACUUUGCUUUUUCUCAAGAUCUUUCCAUGGCGCCGCAGGCUUCUGAGAUACUAGCUAAGAUGUCAGAGCUGGUGCAUCGCAGACUGCGACAUGGGAGGAAUAGCUAUUCUCCAAUGGUUUACAGCCCCCUCAUGCCCAAAGGGGCAACUUGCUUUGAGUGCAAUAUCACUUUUAAUAAUUUGGACAACUACUUAGUCCACAAAAAGCAUUAUUGCAGUAGCCGCUGGCAGCACUUAGCUAAAUCGCAUGACUAUUCCAGCAUCUCAGACAAGCUAACAGAGACUGUAACCCCAGACAGCAGACACAGUUCAGUCAGUAUGCUGAGCCCUGUCCACGUCUCAGAAGCUGAGGGCCAUCUUCUGCAGUCUGCUUGUUUGAACCCCUCUCUUCUUGACAUGGUUAAUGCAACUGGCAAAAUACCUGAAAUCUCAGGGCAGGUUAAGAAAGCCACCACACCUCCUGGUGCAGAAGAGAGUCCAAACAGUCAGCAGAGUGAAUUGAAGAGUCCAAAUUUUUCUUCCGCAGAGAAUGACAAUGACCCAUCAAAGACAACUUGUGAGGCCUGUAAGAUAACCUUCAGUCGUCACGAGACAUACAUGGUUCACAAGCAGUAUUACUGUGCCACUCGGCAUGACCCUCAAGCAAAACGCGCAUCUGCAAACAAAUUACCUGCUGCGCACAGGAUAAUGAGGUCACGCAAGCGCAGAAAAGUGUAUGAACUGAGUCUUUCUGAUCAAGACUCCAGGCCUUCUGUUGGGCAGCCUGGUCUCUUUGGGCUACCAACUCUUGGGAGCCCAUGCACUUCGCAAGAAGCAGUAGAAAAUCUGGGAGAAAGGUUUUUUCCAAGAUGCAAUAUGUUUCCUGCACUGGCCCCAAAACAUUUUGAGGCUUCACUUACAGCUGCAAAACUGGUCCAUGCAUCCAAGUGCCACACAACAAAUCACCAAGAAACAGAUACACCCAUUGAUCUCAGCAAAAAAUGUUCCCCACAUUCAGACAAAGCAGGCAGUUCUCCAAAAAGCCUCUUGGACUAUCAUGAAUGUACAGUGUGCAAAAUUAGCUUCAACAAAGUAGAGAACUAUCUUGCACACAAACAGAAUUUCUGUCCCAUGACUGGGGCCCAACAGGAUGAGUUUGAUAGUCUGGAGAAGACAGUGUUACCAGAUGGCAACAAUUUUGCAAAUAUCAUAGACAAGAGUCUAGCAAAAUGUGACAAAAAUGGAAGCUGUAGACUGAUCACCCAAAACGGUAACAUUGACCCCCCCCAUAUAGAGAACCUGCCAGAUGUUCAGACUCAAGCUGAUAUUCAGUACCUUCCGAAAGAAGAAAGCAAGAAUUUGUUCCUGUCCCACUGCUUUUAUCCCAGGGAAACUAAGAAGGCCAAUACACCUGAGCAAGUCUCACCUUUCUAUGGUGUAAAACCUACCGACUUUGUUAAUGGGGGUUUGGUCACACCAGAUGAAUCGAAUGAACAGAAGCAGAGUCCAAAUGAAGGGAGUGAAGGGGGGAAAGGCCAGCCAGCACCUAAUGGGUUUUCUCACUCGAGUGAUGUGCCUCUGUCUCUGCUGUUGAAGAGCAGCACAGUGGCUGCAGGCAUGAAUGAAAACCACAGGCCUGAAGACACAUCCUUGGGUUCUGCUCCCUCACCGCCAGAGAGACAACUUCACAACUCCCAGCCACCAGAGAGCCACCCGUCACCCACCUGGGCUCCUGAGAGUCCCAGUGACCCCCAUGGACCACCCUUGCAAAAGUUACGGACUGAGAAGGCUGCACCCAUUGUUGCAAAAGGCCUGAACGGGACAAUCCCAGCCACAGGAGGCAAAUACUGUCAUCUAUGUGAUAUUCAGUUUAACAGUUUGUCAAACUUCAUUACCCAUAAGAAGUUCUACUGCUCAUUCCACUCAGCAGAACACAUCAAAUGAAGUGUUACCCUCUACUCCUGGACUGUGCCACUUUUGUAUAUGCUGCUGAUGGACAAUCAAGGGAAUUCUCUUCCUGACUUAAGACUACAAUGCACAGCAGUGGUAAAAAUCAACUAAUGUUGGUGUUAUUCCACUUAUUAAUGUAAAAAUUAGUACAGGUUGUCCCCGAUUUACGAUGGUUCGACUUGCGAUUUUCUCAACUUUAUAAUAGUGAACUAGCGAUAGACAUUUAGUAGAAACUGUGCUUCAGAUUUAGAAUUUUGAUUUUUUCCUGGCCAAAUGAUACGCGGAGUGAAACUCUCUCAUGAUGCUGGGCAGCGACAGCGAUCCGCAUCUCCCAUUCUGU